Molecule: messenger RNA, 3099 nt
Organism: Fusarium coffeatum
Lineage: Eukaryota; Fungi; Ascomycota; Sordariomycetes; Hypocreales; Nectriaceae
Exons: 2
Coding region: 1-3099 (1032 amino acids)
Biological process (GO): chorismate biosynthetic process
Molecular function (GO): 3-dehydroquinate dehydratase activity; 3-phosphoshikimate 1-carboxyvinyltransferase activity; shikimate 3-dehydrogenase (NADP+) activity
Source: RefSeq, a predicted model, not a curated record
AUGGCUGGUGUCAAGAGGUCUAUCGGGUCAAUGCUUGGCCAUGAGGAUGCUUUGUUGCGACCAAACGGUCAUGCCCGUCCAAGAAGUCAUUACGAUGGAAUAACCCGUGAUAACCUCGAUCCCUCAACACCAAAGUCACAGUCCUUUAGACUUGGCGACGCGCUUCACUCACAAACUCCGUCUCAAAACACAUCACAGCCCAAUUCGAGAGCGGCCUCUCACUCCGUGGGUCCAAAUGGAGACCAACAGGAUGGCCUCACUCGUACACCAUCUCCCACCUUUCCUCCCUUGACUGGGCAGGUUCCCGACUUUAUUCCAGAUGCGUCAAUGAUUCUUGUUGGAAUGCGCGGUGCUGGAAAGUCGACAUUGGCGGUUAUGGCUUCGUCUGCUAUGGAGAGAAAGGUUGUUGACAUGGAACAAGCUUUCCAACGGGUUACCGGUUUAUCCAGUGCUGCUUAUAAGGCUGAGCAUGGAUCUGCUGAAUGUUAUAAGCAACAAGCCAAGGUUUUGCAAGGUGCUUUACAACGGCAUUCUACUGGUUGUAUCUUGGUUUGCUCAUGGAUGGAGAGUCGAGUUCAGAGUCUACUACGAGAGUUUGCGUCAAGUCAUCCUGUCAUUCACAUUGUUCGAGACGCCGAUGCGAUUCAGAAUCACCUCAGAUUUCGUGAUCCGACAAAGAUACGAAACCUUCUCGAUGUCAGCAAUGCUAUCUUUAGGUCCUGCACAAACUUUGAGUUCUUCAACGUCUCCGAGAAGGCGAGUAAAUCAUUACUUGCAAGAACAUCAAUGUCGGAGAGGUCACCAGCGCCUUACUUGACACUCAAACAUGUCGAGCGACACUUUCUCAAGUUUCUGUCGCUGGUUUAUCCUGCAGGAACAAUACCAUUUGCCGAUUCAGCCUUUCCACUAUCGAGAAUUCCUACCGAGGAACGCAAUUUUACAUACGCCACUUCGAUUCCCCUAACGGACAUCCUCGGCGAGGGCGUGGAAGUUGAGGAGCAUGUCAAGGGUGCAGAUGUGGUACAGAUCGUCGUGCAUGAUCUGGCAGACCACGCUGAACAUGGCACCUUGACAUCUGAGACCAGCGCAAAACUACUUGCAGAUAUCACCAAAGGCAUCGGGGUUGUGAGAAGAAGUACCAUCCUUCCAAUAAUCCUUCACCUCUUCCUCCCUCACACAGCAACUGACGAGAUUCUGCGUGUGUAUCUCGAUCUCGUCCACCACGCCGUUCGACUGGCGCCUGAAAUGAUGACUGUCGACCUUCGACUCGAAGAUGUACACAUCUCACGUAUACUCUCAAUUCGCAAAAGAACAAAGAUAAUUGGCAAUUGUUUUAUCAUCUCAGAUCCACCAAGCUGGGACUCUCCAAUGUGGAUGUCUUGGUACAAGAAAGCCAACAAUUUGGGCUGCCAUAUUGCAAGAUUAAUACGACCCGCGACAUCAAUCGACGACAACUUCAGCAUUAACCAUCUAAAAACAUCAGUUGCCGCGCUGCAAGGACCCAAGAUUCCUCUUAUUGCUUAUAAUUCCGGAAACCUUGGUCGCAACUCUCAAGCUCUUAAUCGCAUUUUGACCGUCGUUCGACCAGACUCACUUGAACGAGUCAACCCGAAACCACCUAUUACACCUACCAUCACCGCAACUGGCGCAACAAAAGCUCUUUUCUCUUCAUUCAUAUAUGACCAAAUGAAGCUUUACGUCUUUGGAGCCAAUGUCAGCUACAGUUUGUCGCCAGCAAUGCAUACAGCCGCGUUAAAGGCAUGCGGACUGCCCCAUACAUACGAACCAGUAUCCUGCUCGUCACUUCGGGGUAUCAAGCAUUUAAUCGAGGAUCCUGAGUUUGGCGGUGCUUCAGUCGGACUCCCAUUCAAGGUCGAAAUCAUCACCUUGACUCAUUCACUCAGUAACCAUGCUAGGGCCAUUGGUGCUGUCAAUACUCUUAUCCCCAUUCGCUUCUUAAACGAAGACGGCACGAUACCAACAGGCGCUGCUUUUCUCGAUAGUGUCAAUCGCGCAGGCCCGAUUAAAGCUCUAUAUGGCGAGAACACUGACUGGAUUGGCAUUCGCGCUACUAUUCGACGUGGUCUAUCACCCGCCAAUGCUGUGGUGUCAAGUACAUGUGGUCUUGUCAUUGGAGCAGGCGGUAUGGCUAGAGCUACUGUCUACGCUAUGCUUCAAGUCGGUAUCAAGAAUAUUGUUAUAUAUAACCGCACACGCAAGAACGCCGAAAAGAUGGUGUCGCAUUUUACACAAUUACUACAGAGAAAAGACUUGGGUGUUUUGAGUGCAGAGAGCGAACACUCUCGUUUUCACGUUAUUGGGUCACUGGAGGAUCCUUGGCCGACAGAAUACCGUCUACCCACAGUCAUUGUCUCCUGCAUCCCUACACAUCGCAUCGGAAAUGUUCCCACACCAGAACUCACACUACCGGACGAAUGGCUAGAAAGCCGCACUGGUGGUGUCGCGAUUGAGUGGGGAUACAAGACACUAGACACGCCGUUUCUAACACAAUUCCGAAAACAAGCACAUCGAGGAUGGGUGAGCAUGGAUGGUCUGGACAUGUUGCCUGAACAGGGUUUUGCACAAUUUGAGCUGUUUACUGGGAGGAGAGCGCCGAGAAGGCUAAUGAGAAGGAUGGUCUUUGAGGCAUAUCCUGUUGAAGAGGCAUUCUUCUCCGCCUACGUAGAAUCCGGUGAAGCAAACGAUCCAGCCCUCAUAAACCGGGACGUCCACGAAUCCUGCAAACGAUUCUACCGUCCCAUCUCCCUCUGCGACUUUUUCGGCGUGCCACCAGACUGGUCGCACGAUAACAAAGCCUACGAAGCUGGAAUCGCGAAUAACCUUACCAAGGGAUCACUCAAGACAUGUGAGGUGGAGAACUUGACGAUUGAUACUGAAGCGCUGAGGGCGGCUGCUACGACUAAGUCGGAUAUGGUGUUUAAGGAUGGGGAGACGCUUGUUAUGGAACAUGCGUGGAUUUUGGACUUUAGCGAGGAUGGAGGGAAGGUUGUUAGGGUGGUGGAGUUUUGUGAUCAGUUGGCUACGAGGAGGAUGGUUGGAAAGGUUUACUCAGAAAAGUUUGGGAAUGAUGCUUCAUAA